Colias croceus (clouded yellow) is the source of this 1568-nucleotide messenger RNA. RefSeq lists its product as uncharacterized. The coding region runs from base 175 to 1551 and encodes 458 amino acids. The record is from RefSeq and is a predicted model, not a curated record. NCBI's taxonomy places the organism in Eukaryota, Metazoa, Arthropoda, Insecta, Lepidoptera, Pieridae. The transcript is spliced from 3 exons.
AAUAAAUAUGUCAUUACUCAUUUUAUGUUACUCCCUGAACAAAUAGAAAGUAAUAAAGUACAUAAUCUCCAAUACUUGCUCUGUGAAAGUAAUCACAUAUCAGUUUACAUAGCGAAGAAAAUACUUGCUCUGUGAAGAAAAUAAACAAAAUAUUAAAUUAAUCCAUUCGUUAAAAUGAAUUCCAAUACUUAUAAGUGCUGUGCGGUACCUCAGUGUAUUUCCACAACAAUAAAAACGCCAAACAAAGUAUUUGUACACGUUCCAAACAAUAAAUUAAUAAGGAAUAAGUGGUUAAAGCUCGCACUUCGAAACCCGAACGAUGUAGUCACGAAUUCGCCACUUUAUUUCUGUGAAGACCACUUUGAUUUGCCAAAUGAUAUGGAAAAUUAUAUGCAAUAUCAUAUGAUGAAAUCAGUAUCGCAAGUACGUAUGAAACCAGGAUGUAUGCCCCAUAAAUUUACAUGUCAAUCUGAUAGGAAAUCACGAAAAUCUGACACAACAGAGCAACCCUAUAAAGGAAAGAAACGAAGAAUGUUGAUUCUUGAAGAGUGUAAAAAGGAAUUCGAAGAAAAAUAUAUAGUUAUGAAACAAUCAGGUGUUGAAGAAAUUGCAUCUAUUAGUUCAGUUCAGCAGGAUGUAGAUGAAGUUCCCCAAUUGGCACCAAGAAUAGAGGACGACAAAAAAAGAGAAGAUUUUAAUUCUUUAGAGUGUACCUUGAUGAAAAUUAGAAAAAACCCCCGCUCCUAUAUUGGUGUUCCUUUUAGUUGUUUUAAUUUAGUUAACUUGAUUGAAAAACAGACAAAUAUACCAUUUGACCAUAUCUUACUAUGUCUAAAAAAGAUUAAAUUAAAUAAUUCAUUCCGUGAACUUGCUGAUGACUUUGGAAUUGAUAAAACUUAUCCAGGUAAAAUUUUUAUGAAAAAUAUACCUAUUUUAGCGAGUGUAAUGCGUCCUUUUAUUGUACCAUUAGAUAAAUUGAUUAAAAAAAAUCUACCAAAGGCUUUUAGACAUAAAUACAAUAAUGUGACUUGCAUAAUAGACUGUUUAGAGAUUGAAAUACAGAAACCUUCCAACGCUUUAAAUCAAGCCCUUUCCUGGUCUGAUUACAAGAAAAGCAAUACCAUUAAGUACCUUAUAUCCUAUACACCUAAUGGUUUGAUAAAUUAUAUCUCUAAUGGUUAUGGGGGUCGAAUAACAGACACAUGCAUUGUUGAAACUUCCGACUUUUCAAAAUGUUUGGAACCCAAUAUGUGCAUCAUGGCAGAUGGAGGAUUUGAGCAUGUGGAAGUAUAUUUAAGUAGAAUUGGUGUGAAAUUAGUACGGCUACCAAGUGUUGCAUCUGGAUGUAAGCUAACUACAGCAGAAGCUCAAGAAACCAAACAAAUAGAAUAUACUUUGAGAAUUCACGAAGAGCGAGUGAUAAGACGGAUACGUGAAUUCAACAUAUUAAAAUCACAUGAUUGUCUUAACUUAAGUUUGGUUAAAGUUCUCGAUGAUAUUAUAACUAUAGCUUGUGGUUUAAUUAAUUUACAAGAUUCGCUUAUUAAAUAAAAUACUUACUAAUGAAA